AUGAAGGCCGCGGGUGAUGAUCAGCCCAUGGGAGCUGUUAUGACCUAUAACAAGAUUGUACUAGUGACCCUCGACAAUUUGAAGGAUGACGAUGAGCGCAUAAAGUGGACGCAGAAGGCCAAGGAUGAAUUGAACACUGACCGAGAACCAGCGAGGAAAGUCAAGCAAGAAGACGAAACACCUUGCGCUGAGAGAGACGACAGCCCCGUCAAACCAGUGAAGCGCUUUUCCGACGUCAAAACAAAAGACGAAGUUGUCAAGCAAGUCCACGACAGAGAGAGAGAAGUUCCAGGUGUGGUUUAUUACACUCGAGUCCACAAAGGAGGCGACGUUUUUCCUUGUCUCUUGCAAGGUCUGCACAUAGCCUACCACAAGGCGCUCGGUGACAACCGUGCUCCAACUUGCGUCAAAGUCGAAGAUGGCGACGAGCUUGGAGGUCGAUUUGUGUUCAAAGUGUCCAAAGGAUCUUUCGCCUGGGUUCUAACUCCCACAUUCGAGAAGAACACAAAAGAGCCCUUUUGUGCCAAGUUCGACGGCCGCAUCCCCAGUGCAAAAACCGAAUAUUUUUAUCUCUUGGGAAGGCUUGGCGAGGACCGGAAUGCCACGGUCUAUUUGGCAUGUUCUCUAGGUGGCCACGUCUGUGCCGUCAAGGAUUAUUACGUGAUGCUGUCUCACGCUGCGAACGAAAAGGACAGAGAGGCGCAGGAGGCAAACGAACGUUACAGCAAAUAUCAAGAUGCCGAAGAGGAAGGAAGACGAUGGCAAGAGCUGUACGGCGGGAUCAAGACGUCUAUCUUUCGCUCUAGCUCGAUAUCUCGCCCUUUGUACCUGGGCACCAGCCCCUGUCUUCUCAUGCCCUAUGGCUAUGAAAUCCAUAAUGCUGCUGAUCGCUGGCAGUGGGUUCCGGAUGUGGGGAAAGAACUCAUGCGAUUCGCAGCGAAUGGUUACCAAUACAUGGAAUCUGACCUGCGCUGGCGUCAUGUUCUGCUCAAUUACGAGAAAAAGCUGUUUCUCUGCGAUCUCCUGUCUCUCGCUGAGUGCGACGAAGCGAUGAAGACAGACGCAACGAAGCAGAAGAAGGCCGUCUAUGAGCAGUUGCUGAUUCUUUUGAAGCCUAUGGUUGACGAGCUUGGUGAUGAAGAGAUAGUGGAUACUCUCGAAUGGAUUAGAUGCUCACGGACCUUGGGCGCUGUUGUGUCCUGCAUCGAAGGAGUGGAAACACUACUGGAUUACUUCCACGGUUUUGCUUGCAAAGGCUCUGACCUACUCGGAUACCUUCAAGCGCUUUUCCCGCAAGGACUAGCUGCCGAAGACUUGUCAGAAGAAGCCAAAGUAUGCCUCUUCAUGAUUGCGAAUUUCGAGUCAAGCAAGAGUGAAGCAUCAUCCCCAGAGCCAUCCUUAGGAGAGGACGACGGAACGAGACGCCGCAGGGCUGAUGAUGACAUCGACAACCAGGCGGCCAAACGCGAAAAGAAGACUUAG
Seminavis robusta is the source of this 1482-nucleotide messenger RNA. NCBI's taxonomy places the organism in Eukaryota, Bacillariophyta, Bacillariophyceae, Naviculales, Naviculaceae. The record is from the annotation of a GenBank genome assembly.